Molecule: messenger RNA, 6503 nt
Organism: Mya arenaria
Lineage: Eukaryota; Metazoa; Mollusca; Bivalvia; Myida; Myidae
Product: condensin-2 complex subunit H2-like
Exons: 17
Coding region: 68-1936 (622 amino acids)
Biological process (GO): mitotic sister chromatid separation; meiotic chromosome condensation
Cellular component (GO): condensin complex; nucleus
Molecular function (GO): chromatin binding
Source: RefSeq, a predicted model, not a curated record
UCCGGUAAAUGGCACGCGCCAAGUACGAAAUAUAAUAGGGUAGUAAACAGAACGCCCAGUACGAAAGAUGGUGAUAUCCGGGAGCCAGGAAGAUUGUGCGGAGAGCCGGUUUUCCCACCUUAUACAGCCCAUAAAGGACCUGACCAAGAACUGGGAUGUUGACAUUGCUGCAUACCUGGAAGACUAUCUGGAAGAGUUGGAGCACACAGUCAUAUCGUUUGAUGGAGGAGCUACAACCAUGAACUUCGCACAGGCAGCCAUGUUAGUUCAGAGCUCUGCCUGUGUGUACAGCAAAAAGGUGGAAUAUCUGUAUAGCUUGGUCCACCAGGUUCUGGAUAUGCUAGCAAACAAAAAGAAGCAAGCCCAGAAGACGUCAGUGGAUGAUGACGGGAAUGAUGCUGAUGCAGAUUUCAAUGACAAUGAUGCCGAUGAUGACUUCCUCAGUCUUGACGACCUUCCAGAGGGGAAAAACCUCUACAUGAAGGAAGACUUUGACAAAAGAGAGGAUUUCCAGCUAUUGCCCGAGAUGCCCCUGUGUCUUAUUCCACACGAUGAUGGGGAGAAAGGGGAAAACCCUCUUCUCAGCAAGAAAGGUGAAGUGUUGGCCAGCAGGAAUGACUUCAAGAUGAACACGUGUUGUAUACACAGUAGCGGCACACUGCUACUGGACAUGUCACACCUAAUUCUACUCCACCAGUCAAUACAGAUGCAGUGUGACCUUCAGAACAGACAGACAGGUGAAUGUGUUUCCAUGGAUACAGAUCAACUUGAUGACAGCAUUCACAGCCUGCCUGCAGUUGAAGAGGAUCCUCUAGAGCACAGCUAUCAUGCUCCAGCAGACAUGGAGGAUGAUGUCCCACCAACAGAUUUGUCCAAUAGCAAUGAGGAGGUGGUUGGUGUAGAACUUCGGCGAUCUGAAAGGAACAGAGACAAGUUGACAGCUGUCCAAAUAACAAAUCGACCACAGGUUGACCCUUGGAAGGAAGUUGACCCCCAUGAGGAGACGAGGAAAGCUAAACCUGCCACUAGGAAAGGUCGCCAGUACAAGCUGUGUCCCGGGCUGGAAGACAAAUCUGACAAAACAAAGAAGAGGAAAAGAAACAAAGCUGCAGAAGAGAAAACAAAACUGGAAUCAAUCGCCAGCUACAUUGAGCGGUCUGAGUACUCAAACAUUGAUAAGUUUCCAAAGAAUCCCCUGAAAGUUCCCACAUGUCGAGAGUUUGAGCGUCUUUACUGGCUGGAAUACAAGAAAAGACAGGCACUAAACAGGCUAGCUCUUAAACAGAAGCGGCAGGGAGCAGUUGUUCCAGUAACAGAGCAGGAUGAUGAUGAUGAGGACGGAGAUGACAGGGAGAACAUCCUACCUCUUCCAAAUGUUCUAGAUGAUGAUGAUGGGGAUGACUUGGUGGAUGAUAACCUGUUCAACGCUAUUGACAAUGCUCUCAAUGACUCCAAUGGUGCAGGGUCGGCCUAUAGGACAUUUGAAGAGCGCGUUGGGGAGGGAAUUGUUGUGGACAGCUAUGAGGAUCUCGUCAGAAAACAUGUCGAGGAAUAUAUGGCGAGUGCCCAGAAAUAUGCCCAGAUAACAGAGCUCUCACAGCGUGUAGCCGAAUGGGAAGAUAAAAUCAUGCCGAAACUGGAAGAAGAAGAAAAACAUGGGUCAUUCGAUAUCAACAGAUAUGGUUCAUCAGUUAUCGAUAAUCUUGAUACCAGUCACACUGUUCGAUUCCGGGAUAUGGUCAGUGAAAAACCAGUAUAUGAGAUUUGCAGGACGUUUUUAGCUUCCUUGAUGCUGGCAAACACAACCAACAUUUUGAUAGAGGAAAAAGGUGUUCUAGAGCAGGGAAUGGACAUGUUCGAACUAAAACUGCUGUCACGGAAAAGACACUUUGAGGAAUUGCAGGAAUACAUGGCACCAUCACUUUCACAAACAUAGUGGUGUCAUCACUCUCACAAACAUAGUGGUGCCAUCACUUUCACACACAUAGUGGUGUCAUCACUCUCACAAACAUAGUGGUGCCAUCACUCUCACAAACAUAGUGGUGUCAUCACUCUCACUAACAUAGCAGUGCCAUCACUCUCAUGAACAUAGUGGUGCCAUCACUCUCACAAACACAGUGGUGCCAUCACUCUCACAAACAUAGUGAUGCCAUUACUCUCACAUACAUAGUGGUGUCAUCAUUCUCACAAACACGGUGGUGCCAUCACUCUCACAAACAUAGUGGUGCCAUCACUCUCACAAACAUAGUGGUGCCAUCACUCAUAGACAUAGUGGUGCCAUCACUCAUAGACAUAGUGGUGCCAUCACUCAUAGACAUAGUGGUGGCAUUACUCUCACAAACAUGGUGGUGCCAUCACUCUCACAAACAUAGCGGUGCCAUCACUCUCAUGAACAUAGUGGUGCCAUCACUCUCACAAACAUAGCGGUGCCAUCACUCUCAUGAACAUAGCGGUGCCAUCACUCUCAUAAACAUAGCGGUGCCAUCACUCUCACAAACAUAGCGGUGCCAUCACUCAUAGACAUAAUGGUGCCAUCACUCAUAGACAUAGUGGUGCCAUCACUCAUAGACAUAGUGGUGCCAUCACUCAUAGACAUAGUGGUGUCAUUACUCUCACAAACAUGGUGGUGCCAUCACUCUCACAAACAUAGCGGUGCCAUCACUCUCACAAACAUAGUGGUGCCAUCACUCAUAGACAUAGUGGUGUCAUUACUCUCACAAACAUAGUCAAGUAGUGCAAUCACUCUCACUACCAUAGUGGUGCCAUCACACUCACAAACAUAGUGGUAUCAUCACUCUCACAAACAAAGUCAAGUGGUGCCAUCACUCUCACUAACAUAGUGGUGCCAUCACUCUCACACACAUAGUCAAGUGGUGCCAUCACUCUCACUAACAUAUUGGUGCCAUCACUCUCAAAGAAAUAGUGGUGCAAUGACAGAAAAAGUGACAUCGCUAUGCUAACAGAAACAGUGGCAUCAUCAAUUUCAAAGCAAUAGUGGCCCCAUGUGUCAGCAUUAUUCUUAUAGAAAAAGUGGCGCCAUUAUACUCAAAGAGAAAGUGUCACUAUCUUUCUCACGGAAAUAGUCUGCAUCAUUCUUAAAGAAAUAGUGUUGCCAUCACUCUCACAGAAAUAGUGUUGCCAUCACUCUCAUAGAAAUAGUGUCACAAUCACUCUCACAGAAAUAGUGUCACCAUCACUUUCAAAGAAAUAGUGGCGCCAUUACUCUCACAGAAAUAGUGUCGCCAUCAUUCUUACAGAAAUAGUGUCGUCAUCACUCUUACAGAAAUAGUGGCGCCAUCACUCUCAAAGAAAUAGUGGCGCCAUUACUCUCACAGAAAUAGUGGCGCCAUCACUCUCACAGAAAUAGUGGCGCCAUAACUUUCACAGAAAUAGUGUCGCCAUCACUCUCUCAGAAAUAGUUCCGCCAUCACUCUUACAGAAAAGGUGGCGCCAUCACUCUGACACAAAUAGUUUUGCAUACUCUGCAUGGUUUUUUAUUGAUGUCAUAAGUCCUAGAGAAAACAGUUGUGACUCCAUAGAAGAUCAGUUAGAUGUAAGGAUGUGUUCAUUUGUGCAUAUGACUUACAAUCAUGACCACAUGAAGGGUUGAAAUCUUUUUUAUUCAUAAGUAAAAAUGAGUAUGAAACUGUCAAAUAAAGGGAACAGCUGUCAAAGAAUACUAUACAAUGUAAAAUAGUUGUAGUGUAUGCUUAUAAAGAUGAAAGAGCAAGUCUUGUAACAUCUGUAUUGUCAGCAAAUUAUCAAACAUGCAUGAUUAUCUCUGUUAUCAAUCUGCUUAUCCAGUUUUUACGACUACACAGUUUCUUAUCUGUCAUUUUUUCAAAUCUAAAUGAUAAAUCAAGUGCAAUAUACUUCACUAAUGUCAUGAUACAGGUAUUUAGUUUGCUUAUUAGAGCAAGAUGAUUUUUAAACAAAAGGAUGAUCCUACUGACUGCAUUCUACUUUUUCUUUAAACAGACUUAAGAUAGUAAAACUGUUUUAUAUGUUGCAUUCGUUUCUUUUUAAAAUAUCAAGACUAAAUACAAAUAGCAUGUAUAAAACUAUAUAACAUGCUCAUGCAUUUAAUUGCUCCAUGCAACACCUUUAGUUCAGAAAUAUUGCAUCAUUUCAUAAGAAACAUGCUGUAUGUAGAGUGAUGUUCACGAUUGCUUCAGCCACAUGUUUAAGGUAGAGCUUAGUUCAAAAUUGUUAUCAACCACAUGUUUUACAAAGAGUGAUAUUCACAGUGGUAUCAAUCACAUGUUAAAGGUAGAGUGGUUUUCACAAUUGUAACAACCAUCAGUUUCACAAAGUGAUGUUCACAAUUAAAUCAAUCCCGUCUAUAAAGUAGAGUGAUGUUCACAAUUGUAUCAAGAACAGGUUUUAUGUAGAGUGAUAUGUACAAUGGUAUCAAUCACAUGUGAAAUGUAGAGAGAUGUUCACAAUUGUAUACACCACAUGUUUUAUGUAGAGCGAUGUUCACAAUUGUAUACACCACAUGUUUUAUGUAGAGUGAUGUUCACAAUUGUAUACACCACAUGUUUUAUGUAGAGCGAUGUUCACAAUUGUAUCAACCACAAGUUUUAUGUAGAGUGAUGUUCACAAUUGUAUCAACCACAAGUUUUAUGUAGAGUGAUGUUCACAAUGGUAUACACCACAUGUUUUGAUGUAGUGAUAUGUACAAUUGUAUCAACCACAAGUUUUAUGUAGAGUGAUGUUCACAAUGGUAUACACCACAUGUUUUAUGUAGAGUGAUGUUCACAAUUGUAUACACCACAUGUUUUAUGUAGAGUGAUGUUCACAAUUGUAUACACCACAUGUUUUAUGUAGAGUGAUGUUCACAAUUGUAUACACCACAUGUUUUAUGUAGAGUGAUGUUCACAAUUGUAUACACCACAUGUUUUAUGUAGAGUGAUGUUCACAAUGGAAUACACCUCAUGUUUUAUGUAGAGUGAUGUUCACAAUUGUAUCAGUGACACGCUUUAUGCAUUGUAUACACCACAUGUUUUAUUCAUUUUUUUUCAAGAACAUGUAUGAUCCAUUUAUAUUUGCAACAAGAACUUAAAAAUAUGACCAUGUAAGCUAUUUCCAAACAGAGAGUCUUCUUGGGCAAGUGUGAAUUCAUUUUCAGUGGACUUGGGGCAAAGUUAAUGUCAAACUUGGCUGUGAUUGUACAAGUUCAUAUAAAAUACUGUUACAUGUACCAUAAUGAUUACAAUUAAAUAGUGUUUUAACUGUAUGUAUUGACUCAAGUUAAACCCUCAAUGAUUAAGAUGUACAGUUACCUCAUACACAUAUAAACUAGGUGUCACUUCAUACAUUUUCACAUGUGGAGAAAGAUUAAAUAUAUUUAAUGAUUAUAAAUAAUUUGGAUUUAACUGGGAAUAAAAGUUUACACUUCAGUCAUUGGACUAUACGAGUCAAAUGUAGCGUAAUGAUGGAUAGAAUACAUUAAAUCUUUGUUCUAUCUUGUAUAUUUACUGCAUAAUGAUGCAAUUUGUUAAAAUAUGAGUAACAUGUAUAGGAAUGUAGUGCAAAUACAUCGCAUUCAAUCAUGCUUUCAAUUAAAGUUCAAGAUUGCUAAAAUGUAUGUCUUUACCACAAAUAUUCAUCUUUUGCUUUUGGGUUCGGCAGUACUUGUUAUCACCAAAUAAACAUACAUUUGAAUUUUCCUAUCAAAUUGUUUAUGUUCUUUCACUUGUUUGCAUACAGUGUGUACGUGUGGAUUUCUGUCAGACUCCUGAAUACAGCUUAUUAUGUAGAAUGUAACUUUGCACUUGUAGUUUUAUAUUCUACUUUUAUUAUAUGAAUGUCAGUUGUUAUGUUUUGAAUAAAUGCUGCUAUACAUCUGCAUUGGAAAGUAAACAGUCCAGGUAUUGUCAUGGCCUUGGUGUUGGUGGUGUUGUCGUUGUUGUGCAAAAUUUAAUUCUUAUAAUUAUAUUGGCCAUAUUCAGAAACCAAUAAAGGUAUUUACAUUUAACUUUGUACAUGUUUCCCACAAGACGUUGCAUAUUGGUAUAUAAUGUGUACAAAAUCCAAUACUCUUGGCUAAUAUGAGUUUUAUAAUAAUUGUUCAUUAUUGAUUGUUAUUUGUUCAGUUGUGCCCUUAAAUUUAUAAACUGUUGGCUUAUCUCAGGAAAUUUCUGUGAAAUGGAAAUGUUUGAUCGAGCAAUUUAGAUAAUGGAUCAGAAAUUUAAAAAAAUGGCAAGCUGACAUUUGACCACCAAGAGUGAACUUGAUAUUAACAGUACAUGUCUGGAACAGGCACUCCGAAUGUUUGUGCCUAGUUUUUAAAAAAUAUUCAAAUACUAAAAUACCCCAAAAAUUGAAACAUUAAUAUUAAAUUAUAUUAAUCUCAUAAUGUAAUUUAGAGCACCACUUCACAUGCUGGUAAAAUUACUGUGCACCAUGUGACUCUUGCUCUAGUACUUUUGUAGACAAGCGUAACACAAGAUUGCAUGCUUGGCUGUGACUUUUGAUCCCUUGUUUGGUCUCAACCAAAU